Messenger RNA from Chiloscyllium plagiosum (whitespotted bambooshark), 2999 nucleotides. RefSeq names its product connector enhancer of kinase suppressor of Ras 1 (gene cnksr1). Lineage: Eukaryota; Metazoa; Chordata; Chondrichthyes; Orectolobiformes; Hemiscylliidae. Gene Ontology annotation, molecular function: protein binding. The record is from RefSeq and is a predicted model, not a curated record.
UGACGGAGCUGGGCGGAAGCGGCUGAAGUUUUGGUGAAAAUCUCAGAGAGUUUUGGGUGAUUUGGAGUCGCCAACUCAGCGUGUGUCUUGGUUGGGAUUGAGGUGGGGAUGGAGCCGAUCAACAUCUGGAGCCCCGGGAAGGUCUCGCUGUGGUUACAAGGCUUGGAUAACAGUGUGCAGAAAUAUCCAUUUGAUCAAUGGCAGGUGAAUGGAGAGCAACUCCUGCGACUAUCACAGCAAGACCUGGAAGAGCUUGGUGUGAAACGGAUAGGACACCAGGAGCUGAUUCUGGAAGCAGUGGAGCUACUGUGUGCACUGACCUAUGAUUUAGAGACGGAGAAUUUGAAGAUUUUGAUGGAGAAGUUGAGAGCUGUCUCUGGAACCCUUCAGUCCUUCAUUGUCAAUCGGAGGAAGGUCAGCCCAGGUCCACAGAAACCUUCUGGAGACCUCCUCACCUCUGUCAUAGAUCUUCUUCAAACCACCAAAGCCAUCUUUUCUUGGCUGAACAGGUACCCUUUUAUAUGCAUAAUUAAUUACUCUGCCGUGAAGAAAGAGAUCAUCAGGUUAUGUGUGGAGCUGGCAGAAACUAUUCACAAGGAAUGCAGCCAGACAGAGAAAGAAAAUCGGAUAUUGAGCAUUUGCAGGGAACUCUCCAGUUUCUGUGAAAACAUGGUGAUGGGUAGCCCCGAAGUGUUGGUGAACCAAUGCGCUUGCCUGGAAACUAUCCAUCUACUCACCACCUCACCAGGGCAGAGUCUGGGAAUUGAAAUCAAAUCGAAUAAUGGGCUGCAUUUUAUCACAGGAACCACAGUAAAUUCUCCAGCUUAUCGCUCUCAGAAAAUUCGACCAGGAGAUGAGGUCGUCCAAGUGAAUGAUAUGGUUGUAGUUGGGUGGACAUUGCAUAACCUGGUUGCCAAACUGCGGGAGAAUCCAAAUCAAGUAGUCCUCAUUAUGAAAAAGGUGCCCCUUGACAUAUCACCAUCUUUCAGUUUCUCUGACGAUGUUCAGCUGCAGCAACCCCACCUAACAACACAGGUGCAGAGAAGCACAUCAGAAGAUGCAGGAGCAUCGCCAGACGCAAGUGUGCUGUCUGAGAGAUCUGCCCAGUUCUCACGGAGAGAGAGGGUAGGAAUCCAACAGGGUGCAAAACCUGACUGCAACACCUUUGAAACUAGUGCAAGCUGUGAAGACAAGGAUAAGCCAUUGCCAUCUGAAUCCUACUCUGAAAUUGGGUCCGAGUCUGAUGGAGAAAGUGAUCAAAUGCAGCCAGUACAACAGUCUAACACUGAGGGUGAGCACAUGCAGGUAGCAAGUCUGAUGUCUGAAGGGGGCACUGUGACCUCAUGUGAUGGAGAAGAGCUUGUAAGUGAUGGAACAUUAACUCCACAAUCUCCAAGAAUAAUUCAGCAUCAAAACAUUGAAGAUAGAAUGAAGUAUGAUUCUGACUGUGAGGGAAGACCAAGACGAGCAAAUGAUGAGAGAGCGGGGCAGUUACGGAACAGACGAAAGAAAAAAGGAGUAGCAACUGCUCUUAGUCGUAGACGGAUAUCAUGCAGGGACCUCGGUAUGGGCGAGUGUUAUGGCUGGCUCUGGAAGAAGAAAGAACAAUUUAGAUUCAUGUCACAAAAAUGGAAACGCUGCUGGUUUGUGCUGAAGGGACCCAAUCUAUACUGGUACAACAGUGAGAAUGAUGAGAAAGCCGAGGGAUUAAUCAAAUUGAUUUCGUACUCUGUGGAGGCAGCUGGAGAGCACAAGAGAAAAUUUGUAUUCCAGCUUUGUCACCAAAAGUUCAAGUCCUUUGUCUUUUCAGCAGACAAUGUGGAUGAAAUGAGGAAGUGGAUUAACAGUCUCAUCAGUGCCAUUCAAAAGUACAAAACUGAAAAAUCCUCUGAAAACAAAGAGGAAGACUGCUGGAGUGAGACAGAGACUGAAGAAUGUGAUGAUUCUCCAGAAAUAUCUGGCACUCCUCGAUCCAAAUCCUACCUUAAGAGCAAUGAUCUUUCGCCUAUAGAACGAUUCAGACAUUCAUCAGGUAACUAUGGACAAGUUGGAUGCAGUGGAGACACUGGCCGUCUUAGUGCGCCAUCCAGCCCCAGUAAGGAGAGAAAGCCUUUUCCAGAACCUGGUCAAAGUUCAAAUGAUGAACUGGAGACAUUAAUAAGAGUCUUGCAGCGGGAAGGUGUGUCACUGAUCGGCAAGGAGCAGCCCUUUCGGAAAGAUUAUCAUUGGUCAUUUAUCAGACGAAACAAGAAUCCCAUCAUCAAUGAGAAAGCACAUUAUCUGAGAACACUGCAGAGCACACUGAAGGCAAAGAUGGUAGAUUUACAAGCCAUUAAUAAGAUCCUGCAGGAUCCGAAUUUAACAGCGGAAAAGUUCCGAAUAUGGAAAGAGGAAAAUCAGGAGCUACUGACAGACAUCCGAAAGGUUGAGCAGCUUGCAACUGAAGGAUGGAAAGAGAGGGCCAAGCAGUCAGCUCCUGAACCAGGAGCAAUUAUGACAGAAAUGGGAAUGAGCGCCUCAGGAAAUCCUUUGUCUUGUUUCGAUAUGGAACCAAUAUCAGCAGAAAUCUCAACAUCCAUGUCUGAUGUGGAAUUGGGGAACAGAAAAGGAGAUGGUGCAUCUGUACAAUUGGGAAUUGGAGAAGACAGUUACAUAGAAGAGUUGAAUUGCCAACUCGAAUCCAGCACAGACAGGAAUCCAAACUGCCCCAAAUCAUCUAACAGCUCAAGAGCUGAACUGUGGCAGCCUUCAGAUCAAUAAGAAAUGAGAGAAAUGAAACCCAUGUAUGAGUAUGGAGCUAAGCAUUACUUAUUCAGAAGUCAUUGCCCUGAUGAACAAAUUUGGCAAGCUCCCAGUACAAAUGUUCCUGGGUCUCUUAAGAGUGCAGUCGACUAUUUCACUGAAAAUAUCCUUAUUAAGCAUGACCCUAUACAGAGGAACCUCCAUUAUCUGGCAUAUCUAAUUAUCCGGCAAGAUCGCAAUGUCCCAAUGCUUGGCUA